Messenger RNA from Notolabrus celidotus (New Zealand spotty), 5567 nucleotides. It is a transcript of the gene prdm2a, whose product is annotated as PR domain containing 2, with ZNF domain a. The coding region runs from base 443 to 4594 and encodes 1383 amino acids. Gene Ontology annotation, cellular component: nucleus. The record is from RefSeq and is a predicted model, not a curated record. Gene Ontology annotation, biological process: regulation of transcription by RNA polymerase II. The transcript is spliced from 4 exons. Gene Ontology annotation, molecular function: DNA-binding transcription factor activity, RNA polymerase II-specific; RNA polymerase II transcription regulatory region sequence-specific DNA binding. Lineage: Eukaryota; Metazoa; Chordata; Actinopteri; Labriformes; Labridae.
AAUUGGUCCAAAUUUGACAUCCCCCAUUCGCUGACCAAUCAGAAUGCCAGAAACGUGUUGGUACAUUAGGGAAGAAAACACACUACUGUCUAUAACCCCGUACUAGAGGAAUAUUUCUAACCGUGCUGCGACAGUUUGUGUGGUUGCAAAUAUAUAAACAUUUAGAGGAAACUGUAACUCUCCCUUCUGAUUCACAGUGGUCGUAACGUCGAGCUCUCUAACCUAAAUAUAGCCAGUGCUUGCUAGCUAGCACUGCAGCUAGUUGAAUAAGGUUCAUGCUUUAAAUGGCGACAACAGCAGAGUCCCUCAACCCGAAAGCAAAGCUCCUGUGUUCAACAAAACCUACCCUUUGCCCAGCACUAACCAUUAAAAUGGUGUGACAGCUGUCAUAAGUCCUGAGUGACAUACAUCUUUCAGUAAACUGGGUAAGCCUCCACAAAAUAUGGAGGACUCUCAUCAAUUGUACAUCUCUGAAUUUGGAGACCAUGAGGAUAUGGAGGAUAUUUAUCAAGAGGAAACUUACAUGGAACCACAUACAAUGAAGUCACUGGGCCCAGAGCUCCAUACAAUUCCCAAUCAGGGUACAGAUAAAAACUGGACUUUCCCCUGUCAACACUGUGAGAGACAUUUUACUAGCAAACAAGGCUUGGAACGACACAUGCACAUCCACAUGUUGAUGGACAGCGAGGUGCAGAAAUACAAAAGCAAUAGCAGGAAUUUGUCUGUUGGCACAAAUCUGGGUCAGCCGCAGCAUGAGAAGAAGAAGCCUCUGGACUCAGAGGGCUCAGUCAUCCAUCUUCAUAUUUCAUCCCCCACUAGCUCUAGUACUUCAAUUUUGUCAGCUGGAGACCACACUGCUCAGUCAGACAAAUGGGGAGUAUCAGACGGCCAUCAUGCCUGCAACUACUGUGAAAAGAUAUUCUCUACACAUACCAACAAACGGCAGCAUGAGCGCAGGAUCCACAAGCAGCACCUGCAACCAGAAGAAACUCACCUCCCCGAUGAGGAAACUCCUCAGGGGAUAUUCUGUGAAACCUCUGAAAACAAUACAGAGCUUGGUGAGGGUUCAGCACCUUUGGCUGUCUUGGGGAAUGAAGGAGAACCCACUGAACAAUACAUGUUAGAUAUAUCGAGCAAUAUUUCAGAGAAUCUCAGCUUUUACAUUGAUGGGAAGAUAGUGUCAACAAGUACAAUCAGUACUUGUGACACAACUGAAGUUCAAACUGGGUCUUCAACUUUAGUUCGACUGGACACCCUGAUUCUAGACCCCUCCCAAAUAAGCCAGGUUUUAAAUUUAGAUUCAGUUACAGGUAAAGAGAUACCUGGUCAACCAUUAGCCAAAAGAAGAACUGCAACACCUCCUCUUUUACCCCAAAUUAAAACAGAACUGGAGUCAGAGGUGGUUGUGUCUUCAUCCUCAUCAACCCUUGUAUCUUCCCUAUUAGAGAAUCUGCUUCCUCAGAAUACAGAGUCCACUAUUGCGCAGAAGGAAAGAACAGUGUUUCUCUCACCUAAGCUGAAGCAGCUCCUUGAAAAGCAGGAUGGCCUUAAACCUACACUUGCCCUGAUUGCAGAUGGCCAGAAGCCUUGUUCACCUGUCUCCCUCUCUGUCCUGCCUGCUGGAACAGGAAGGUUUAAAAGAAGAACCGGUUCGCCACCAAGCUCCCCACAGGAAAGCGUAACGUAUAAUGAGGAAACGGCAACAUUAGAUAUGGCAGACUGUGAUGCUGUGACUACAGCACAGCUUCAGACUUCACAUAGUUCUCCUGAGCACCAACUAACCAGUGAGAAGGAUGACACAACUCCAUCCAUGGAGGAGCCAGCAGUGAAACCAGUUUUUUCAGAAAACUGGCCUCAGAUCACAGGAGGUAAUUCCUGUAACCAGCGACCGCUGGAUCUGUCUAAUACAGUAAAAAAGUAUGAGGAUGUAGCUUUAGACGAUGCUGCUCUGGAUUUAAGCUUGCAAAAAAAGGCUCCAGGUGAAGGUGAACUCGCAUUAAACUUGGUUUCAGACAAAGUUCUAAAAGAAGGAAAACUAAAUACAUCCAUAAUGGAAAAGGCGUUAAUGAAAGUUAGAGAGCAAAAUGUAGAUCUAGGAAAUCCUGAGACCUCUUUAGUUGCAGACUUCACAAUAGUUACAGGUCCAGAUCUAAUGACCCCAGUUGAUCCCCUUGUAUAUGGACUUGCCCUUUCUUCUAAUUCUCUGACUCCUUCACCUGCCUCCCUUACGCCUGUCACCUUGCAGCCCGCUUCACCAUGCACCAUAGCAUUUGCUUCCUCAGCUUCACACACCCUGCUCCCCUCCGCUCCUUCAUUAAUCACAGUUUUAGCACCAACAACACCUAUUUCUAACCCUUCAAGCCAGCCAGUCCAUGUAAUGGCCCCAAAUAUAUCUCCUGAGCCCUUGGUAAUCUGUGCUGAAAAUGCAUUGAACUCUUCAGAGUGUGAUUUAACAGCGGCAUUCGCGACUGCAAAUUCUGCAAACCUCGUCACUCUCACCCAGUCCCUUGACCCUGCUCUAAAUCUACCUGGCCAUGUCUUUCUUACAGAUCAAAUAGCUCUCAAUCCACCAAUAGUUGAGUCCACUCCUGUAUCAGAGGUGCCAUUCCCCCCCACCAUAACCUUAAAUGAUUCCCUCAUCAACUCUUACAACAUUACUAGCAACACUGUGCUGAUAGAGUGCACAAUAGCUCUUGAAGCCCCAGGGAAUGUAGUCCCUGCUGCAAUUACCUUACAAGAUAAUACUGCUGAGCUUUCUGCACCCUCACAGAUGCUUGUUAAUCACAUAGAGCAGCAACAGAUUGUUUCAGUGCCCAAUCCUCAAACUGUGGACCCAACUGUUCUUGUGUCCUCCAUUGCAGAAUCUGUUACUCUUUCCACGACCACUUCAGUAAAACCUGCCUGCCCUGCUGUAGCUGUAUCAAGUCCUGUCCUAGAGCCGGUUGUUGAUGCAGAGCCACAAACAACAAAAGAAGAGGAAGCUGCUGACGACACUGUUUCCAUACCUGAAAUCCCAAUUAAAAGCCCUAUUUCUUCUGAAAAAGCUGACGAUGAUUCAUCACAAAGUGAUGCACAAGAACAGACUUUUACUAAAAACUUCAUCUGCAAUGUUUGUGAUAAGCUUUUCCAUUCAAUGAAAGAACUGAGCCAUCAUGUGGGUGACCAUGCUGAUGAAUGGCCCUACAAAUGUGAGUUCUGCGUGCUGCUCUUUGGCAAACCCUCUGCUUUGCUCGACCAUCGAUCAAGCCUCCACGGUGUCGGCAAGACUUAUGUUUGCAGUGCGUGCACAAAAGAAUUUGUCUACCUUUGCAACCUGAAACAACAUCAGGAGGAGUUGCAUCCCGGCCAGCAGUGUACAUACACAGAAGAGGAAAAGGGGAAAUUAAGACCUCAGAACUACAACAACUCAACAAAAGCAAACAUGGAAACCUUAGAGCCUGAUUCUCUGGUGGAUCCAGAGAAAGUGAUAAAAAAGGAAGAAGGUGAAGCAGACGUUGCUGCUGAAGAAUUGUUUACGACAAUAAAAAUCAUGGCCUCAGAUGGAGGUAAAAUCAAAGGGCCGGAUGUUCGUCUUGGCAUUAAUCAGCAUUACCCAAGUUUUAAGCCUCCUCCGUUUCCUUACCAUAACAGAUCACCUGCCGGCUCAGUGGCCUCAGCCACAAACUUCACCACCCACAACAUCCCACAAACCUUUAGCACAGCUAUUCGCUGCACCAAGUGUGGUAAAAGCUUUGACAACAUGCCAGAGCUGCACAAACAUAUCCUUGCUUGUGCAAACGCCAGUGAUAAACGGCGAUACACACCCAAAAAGAAUCCCAUACCCCUACGUCAUUUUGCAAAAACUCAAAAUGGAGUUCUGUCUACCACUAAUUCUACUAAUGGACUAAAUGCUUCAAACAGAUCCAGCCAGUCAAACAAGUCGAAACUUAACCAAGACUCAACUGUAAAGAUGAAGCUCAAGGUUCUGAACAGAAAGAAAAAAAAGUUGUCUCAAAGGGUCAUGCCACAGAGGAAUAAAUCAGUCCCCUCAUCAAAUAAGAUGUCACCUGGACAGGUGGAAGAGCAGCAGGAGAUCUUUGUGUGCCCGCACUGUAGUAGGGAGUUCACAAUGCGACGCAGCAGAACCAAACACAUGGCAGUCUGCCCCAAGAAACCAAAAGAGGUGAAGAAAAGGAAAGAAGGAGGAAUAUCUGUGACAAAGGAAAAUGAUGGGCACCUGCAUAGAGGAGUGGGAGAGAAAGCCUCAUCUCAGCAUAAAACAAGACUUCAAACUUCUGGUUCUGCUAAAAGACCAGCUGUGCUGCCAGUGCAGACUGUAUUUGCAAACAAAAGAAGUAAGAUAGUUAUAAAAGAGAGCAUGCAGCCAAAACAAGAGACACCCACUCUGAGUGAACUUCCUAUUGUUCGCACUUUCAACCCCUCCAUGCGGCAGUAUAGCAGAGUGCAGCAUAGCGUCAAAGGAAUCCCCAUUAAAAUCACCAUAGUGAAACCACAGCAGACUGCACCGCAGAAGAAUGAACCGCCCCAAAACCAGAGCCGAGAGGAAGCAGCCGGAGCCGUCAACAACAGCCCUGAGCACAGCCCCACAGCUUGAAGACCACUGAGCAGCCAACCAGGGAUCAUCAGGACCCUGCUGUUUGGAACUCCACCUGCAUACCUGUGUCAUAGUGAGACUUAAGGGAGAGAACUGCUAAACACACUGUAAAAACCAUGUACUUAAAGAUUGAAACAUACUGUAUGAUGAACGACAGAUUUUUUUGUACAUGUAAAGCAGAUGACUGAGGAUACCGCAGUGUGAGGAUGUGUUUAACCGAGUAUUUGAAUGCUUUUCGAAUGCUUGAAGUUUUGUAAAUUUCUCCCUCUUUUUCGAAAACUUUCUGUCACCGUCUUGGAUUUGCACUUUGAAGUUAAUCUGACUGCGACAUGUCAAAAAUUGGAGAGGAAGUGGGAGGAUUGAAGCUGGAAGGCUUCUCUCAUUUCAUACUUGGUGGGAUAUUCAGAGAGGAUGGCAGGUGGCAAUCAUUUUCAGCAUGCAUUUGCACUUUUCCUUUUCUGUUGUCUGUGGCCUUUUGCUUUGAACUUGUACUGCAUGCUUUGAACACCACACCUGCAUUUAUUAAGGAUCGUUUGUAUUAAUGCAGUAAGGCCUUACACACUGAAUCUUUUGUUGAUCCGUUGGUCUGACUGAAAAUAAUUAUUGUAAUUAUUUGAAAGACACAUCAAGAUUGCUUCCAAACCAAAAAGUAAUGCAUUCUGUAGUACAGAGCAACAUUGUACAUUAACCUUAACUACCUAUCACAAAUCUAGUUAAUAUCAACUCUGUCAUUCACUAUUAGGAAAGUAAUGUUCUCAUUAUUGCUGUGGAUUUAAAAUCAGUAGACUUAAUGCUACAGCCUUUGCUUAUCCGAAUUGUGUGUAAUCUGGUUAUGUUGUAUUAGAGAAAUUGUGCCAUAACAUUCAUAUGAUAUAUAAGAUACUACAUUUGUCAUAGAGGUGAGGUAGAGAGACAUAGAUUGGUGUUUCCCACAUACAGAAUUUAAUUUGGGAAAUAAACCUGUGAAAAUUGU